Messenger RNA from Bombina bombina (fire-bellied toad), 5739 nucleotides. It is a transcript of the gene SYNPO2L, whose product is annotated as synaptopodin 2 like. The transcript is spliced from 4 exons. Gene Ontology annotation, biological process: positive regulation of actin filament bundle assembly. Gene Ontology annotation, molecular function: actin binding. Bases 168 to 3428 code for a protein of 1086 amino acids. The record is from RefSeq and is a predicted model, not a curated record. Gene Ontology annotation, cellular component: Z disc; nucleus; actin cytoskeleton. NCBI's taxonomy places the organism in Eukaryota, Metazoa, Chordata, Amphibia, Anura, Bombinatoridae.
UGGCUUCUUACCAAAAGUAGAACUAAAUGACUCAUCGUAACAAGUGGUGAAGCACCCAGAACAGCUCUGAGCAGUCAGGGUCCUGCUGUUGGCUUGUGUGCACUAGAGACGGGCAAUGCUGGAGAUGGAAAACAGACGGUCAUAGCCAGGGACACCAAGAAACUACCAUGGGGGCAGAUGACCAAAUACUUGUCACCUUGUCCGGAGAGGGCCCAUGGGGUUUCAGACUGCAAGGUGGAUCGGAGAAAAAACUACCUCUUCUGGUGUCAAAGGUCCGUAAGCGCAGUAAGGCGUGCCGCGGGGGCCUGAAAGAGAACGAUGAGUUAAUCUCCAUCAAUGGGAAGCCCUGCGCUGGGUUAUCCCAUGCAGAAGCAAUGCUGAUUAUAGACACAUCAGGCAGCAAUCUCCAUAUCCAAGUCAAGCGGACAGCAAACGGAGCUAAGACAGCACCACGGUCCCACAGAGUGCCUGCUUCCCCUACAAGUCCAAACCGCAUCACAAGUCCAGAGCCUCUUGGUUCCUGGACUACAUCACCAUCUACAACCACAAAGACUGGUCAGCACCGGCUGCUCCACCUUGAGAGUAUCACCUCUCCACCAGACAGUGAAGCUUACUACGGGGAGACUGAUAGUGACGCAGACAUUCGGGCAUCUCCAGGACAUCCUCAGAACACCCAACAGCAUCACAACCAGCAGCAACAACCCCAGGAGAAGCAUAGAAGAGCUCGUAAGAAAAGCCCCAGAUCCCCACCAGGCAACAACAACAAAUCAGAGACAGAGCAGCAAUCCCUUUCAGAAAUGAGUGGCUAUGAGAGUGGUCCUGGAGGUGUUGGGGAGUGUGCCGUACAGCCCACUGUUGGUGUGGCCAAGCGUGAAAUUGUAUAUCAACCUGGGGGGAGCAGGGCAGAGACACCCUUCUCAGACGUAGAAGGGUUCUUGCCAACAGAAGAGAGGGAGCAGGUAGCACCUUCACCAGAGGCCCUUCUGUUGCCCCAUGCCACCAAGACUAUACGAGCAGAGAGACAUCUUAUCCCAAUGAUUGGACCAGUGGACCAUCCUGUAGAUGAUGAUCUGACAACAACAUAUUCUGAGAAAGCUAAAGAAGCAAAACUUCAUCGUAGUGAGAGUGUUCAGGAAAAGAACGUAAAGGAGGCUAGAACAAAGUGCAGAACAAUUGCAUCUUUGCUGACAGAUGCACCGAAUCCUCAUUCCAAGGGUGUGCUUAUGUUUAAAAAGAGGCGUCAGAGAGCAAAGAAGUAUACCCUUGUAAGCUACGGCAGUGUAGACGAGGAUAGAUACAUUGAGGACGAAGACGGUGUCUUUCCAACAAGUGAAUCUGAAUUUGAUGAAGAAGGUUUCUCAGAUGCUAGAAGCCUAACAAACCAUUCAGACUGGGACAGCACUUAUUUGGACAUUGAGAAACCAAAAAUGGAUCAUGAACAACAACAAGAAGAUAGAGGUCUGAGUGAAGCAUCUGGAAAAGGAGCUGCACUAUUUGAUCUACAAAGGCAAAGAUCUGGACAGUUUUCUAUUGACAAUAUCCCAUCCCAAAAUUCUCAAGAACCAGCCAAUCCUCCCCUUACUUCACAAAGAGCAAUGGUCAAUGGUGAGGUGCUAUCUCCUGUUAACAGAGGCCAAGAGAAUAGGGAUUCAGAAAGAACCAAAGUGACAAGUGCACAGAUAUCAUUAUCUACUCCUCAGUUCCAACCUGUACAAACAGAUGGUAUUCAGUCACCUAUUACAGCAACAAGUUUUUUCAAUAGGUCAGCAAGACCAUUUACUCCAGGCCAGGCUGUACAGCGCACAAUGGCUUCUUCCGUUGUUUUUAAGCCUUCUACACCAAGAAAAACAAGUGAAAGUCCAUCUGUGCAAAAUAUAAUUCCGUCACCAUUCACUCAGUUUGUCCCAGAUACUUCUUCAAGUAUGCAAAAGGCUCCAGUAAGCUCUGUUGCUUCACUCUAUAUUCCAGCACCUGGAAAGCCAUCUGUAGCUCAGUACACUGGAGGUGAAAAUAUUGUAGAUUCUCCUUCACUUGCGGCAACACCACGGGCAACAACUGCAUCCAUAUAUCUCUCGUCUCCUUCACGCCCUUCAGGAUCUCAAACAAUAGCUUCACAGCCAAGUAUGGUUAAACUAGUAGAUUCUUCUCCUGCAACCACACUGACCUCUCCUGUUUCCCAUUUCAGCCCAGCACCAACUGUAUUGAAGGCAUCCCCUUCUUAUAGUACUCCAGGAACACCUGUAAUCCAACCUCUGGAGUCUGUAAAUUCAAGAGAACAGAGGAUUUCCGUACCUGUUGGGCGUACUGGUAUAUUAAAUGAGGCACGGAAAAGGGGUGGCAAAAAACAGAUGUUUAUCAAAAAAGAGGAAAAGAAGUAUUUACCCAAUCCAGAACUUUUAUCUCUGGUGCAGAACAUUGAUGAAAAGCCAAAGCAAGAUCAACCUGGAGCAGGAUUUGAGUCUGGGCCUGAAGAGGAUUUUCUUAGUUUAGGAGCUGAAGCAUGCAACUUCAUGCAGCCUUCAGGACGUAAGUUUAAAAUUCCUCCGCCUGUGGCCCCUAAACCUCAGGCAAAGCAAUCAGGUGAUGAACUUGUAAAUGGUGCCCAAGAUAUGCCACAAAUGAAAGGUAAAGGAGCAGAACUUUUUGCCAAGAGACAAAGUCGGAUGGACAAGUUUGUUGUGGACUCAAAUAAUGUGUCUAGAUCCAGGCCUAAUUCCAGACCAAGAACACCCUCUCCAACACCCUCUCUUCCCUCUUCUUGGAAAUACUCAUCCAAUAUCCGCGCUCCACCUCCAAUUGCCUACAAUCCAUUGUAUUCUCCAUUUUAUCCAUUAGCAGCAUCUAAAUCCCAAUCUAACAAAGCAGAGAGCAAAGUUAAAAAGGCUGCUGGAGGUAAACCAAGAAUGCAGGCCAUUGAUUUUAUGCGUCACCAGCCGUACCAGUUAAAUUCAGCAAUGUUUUGUUUUGGGGACUCAUCUAACAGUGGAAGUCCAUCAACCCAGGACACCCAAAAACACAAUUUAUCAGUCACCCCUACUAGGCAAGUUCCUGUGAAAACUGCUAGAGCUCAUGAGAUUAAACGAUUUUCAACUCCAACUCCAAUGUCGUCAUCAAUCAACAUGGUGCCUACUGUUUUAACUCCAAGAUCAGCAACCACACUUGCAGAACCAGUAUGGAGAACAGAUACCAUCUCUCAGCCUAUGUCACCAGAAGCUGCAGUACCUCUCUAUAACCUUUCUCCUGCACAAAAGGCCAGUCAGUAUUCUAGCCCACCUCAAUAUCCAGCUUCUGGCAUUCUCAGUCCUAUUAGUUCAGUUACUUCACCUAGAGCUUCAGUUGCUAGUAUCCCAGUACCAAAACCUCGGUUCUCAGCAUCUAGAACAGGUAUGCAAGCUAAUGUAUGGAGGCCCGCCAAAGUCCAUUUCUAACCAAUAAUUCAGUAAUCUAAUGGCAGAUGUUAUACUGAAGUUAAACGUUUCUUGAAAACACUUUUGCUUUUUGAAUUUAAUUUACUAAAUAACCCUUCUCAUACCCUUGUCGUCUCCCUAUAAAAUCUGUGUUGAAGACCAAGACUGUACUUAAAAACUUUAACACAUUAGAAGGAAUAAAGUAAGAAAAUAAUAAGAAGAAAUGUUUUUGUGAUGGAUCAGAGAUGGAUAAAGUAAUGACAAGCAAAGCAGCAAAGGAUGUGCCAACAAAGACACAGUAAAAGUUAAAGCCAAAACAUUUUUGUGCAAAAGAAAUAUAAAUCCAAAACAUGGCAAAUUCUGAUAGAGUUCAAUACCAAUUAUGGAUUUUAUGAAUGUGUAGAUAUUGUCAUUAAAGAUAAAACACAAGAGGCUGACUGUGAGGUCUAACUGACCAAUAUGCAUCAGUAGUUGGUUUAGGACACACAUGAAGACUAAGAUACCUCUGGGAUCUUUCUGUUGAACAAGAUGAGAACAUUGUAAGUGACACACAUAUUGCAUCUUGUUGCUCAAGAGGGGAUAUAUCUCCUUAGCCACAUAAAAUUGACUUGCGUGUGCCAUCUUAAUCUGUGGGUACUAAUUAAAUACUCCUUAUUGGUGACAGUUUAUAAGGAGCUUGACUACCAAGCAAACAUAAUCCUUAAAACAAUGGGUGGAGUAGUUAAUAAGCUUCUACCGAAGCAGUAAUUCUAGUACUAUAAAAUGAGAAUAAAUAGUAUGUUUACUUAGUGUGUGCAUGGCAUUUGCAUUUCCCAGUUUAAAACAAGUAUAAAAUCAUUAUUAUGAAUGUCAUGAAAUCAAUGACAUUUUUUAUGUAGUUUCAUUAGUUUGUGUUUUUGUUUGUUAUACAUACAAGUGUGCCAAUAUUGUCAAAUGGUGUUGUUUGCUAUAUGUACCACUGAUGCUUUUUGUGCUUUUUUGUGCUUUUUAUUGCCUCCCAUAUAGAAUAAAUCUAUUUCACCCCCUGCAUGCACGCAUUUCCUGCAUAAUGCUUUUUUAUGUGCAAACGUGUUUAUAUGAAACAGCUUUUUUCAUAAGCAUAAAAAUGAAAGCUGUAUUUUCCCAUGACAUUAUUCUGAUCAUCAAAUACCUCUAUCGUCUCUAAAAUAUUUAGGUAACUCCUCUAAAAAAUGUGUGAACUAAUUGCCUAAGAACAUUUACAAAACAUCAUGUAAAAGUGUGUCUCAUACCUUAAUUCAUGGACCAUAUUUGUCAGUGUUUGAAGACAAUGCCAUUUUCUUGCUUUGUGUUUGUGUGUUUGGUUCUCUAAUUCACAAUUUUAUGUGGCACUUGUGGGAUAUACAUCAGUGCAUUCAAAUUGAGAUAUUUAUUAUAAAAAAAAGUAGGUGGAAUUAUUAGCCCACAGUCAACCAGAGACAUCUUCAUUCUAAGCCUAGUCAUAAGCUCCAUAAACUCUACAUUAACUGAACUGUGAUUGACUUAAACAAUUUUAAUAUCUUAGUAAAAAGGCACACGUUGGUGAGAUGAUUUUUAUACAGGUUCAUUGGGUGUAGUUGGAAUAUUCAAGGAUGAAAUACAAAUGUACUGAACAGUAAUAUAUGUUCUGAAAGUGUGUAAAUCACAGCUACGAAUAAAUUAGGUUGCAGAUUUCAGUGCUAAAACUCAGCUUAGGUUCAUUUGAAAGAAGCGCAAUGUAUGUCCAGGUGUUGGAAGAUUGCUAGAGAAAAACAUUUGGAAGUUUUGGCACAGGUAUAUAACAGACAUGAAGACGGGGUCUCUUUAUAGCUUGUGAACAGCAUGAUGACACUCACUGAGAACUGUAAUAACUGUAUAAAUUAAACCAGAGAUUUCAUCUCAACUAUGAAUGAAAUUAAAAUGAGGGAUUUUUAUUAUUGGUUUGGACAAUGCAGAAACAAAGAAAUAGAAGGUGCUGCUUAGGACUGUGAUGCACAGGGGAGACCUAUACAAGGCCUAAUGAAGGAUAAGUAGAUCUGAGAAAGAAAACUAGAGUUUUUAGAAAUGAAUUGUUAAAAUAUGUUUUAGUAAAGUACUGAGCUCAGAGGGAGCGUGUAGCAAAAUGUGUGUGCUCUGAAGUAGAUUAUUAGUUUGUACAAUUUAUUAAAUGGUUUUGUUGCAAGAAACCUACUUGGAAGAGAAAACUCUGUAUUUUGACAGCUAGUUUUGAAUGUAGCACUAAUAAAAGCCUUUUAACAUAAGUGUAACAAGUGCUGGUUUACAAGCAGCAUGGCACCAGGGGUAAAGAUGUAUGUGUAUUACUGAAUAAAGUUUUUAUCCAAUGAUAGAGGAAAAA